AUGUUCCUCGUGGCCCUCCUCCGUCAUGGCCUUCGCCUGCUGCUCCCCCUGGCGAUAGUUUCCACGUUCUACCUCUAUCUGUAUCCUGUCUUUCUGGGAUGCGCCUUUCCUUUACCCCUGACCGCCGCGAUCACCAACACCACCCGCGGCCUUGAGACACCUUCCAAGUCGGCAGCCGGGCUGCCAGCUUUCCUCGAGACACUACACCAACAUGUCCCUAAUCUUCCGAUCCCAUCCCGCACCGAUGCGCAACCGGCACCAUUCCGACUCCUCGCACUCGGCGAUCCCCAGCUCGAGGGCGAUUCCUCCAUUCCCAACUCGAAAGGCCCUCGCGUGCCGCACCUUCAGAGCCUCUACCGCCACGUCACCUACAAGACGGCGCAUUCGUCGCUGCGCGAGCGCAUCCGCCAGGCGCUCCACGACUGGAUCGACUUUGUCUUUGAAGACGUCUUCGUCGAGCUAGAAUCCCUGCGCAAGCACAUCGACCUCUUCGGCAACGACUUUUACCUCGCCCACAUCUACAGAACGGUCCACUGGUGGACCAAGCCCACACAUCUGACCGUGCUCGGCGACCUGCUGGGCAGCCAGUGGGUCAAGGAUGACGAGUUUCAGCGACGCGCAGGGCGGUUCUGGAACCGCGUCUUCCGCGGCACCGAGCGCGUGCCCGACGAGACGGCCGUCUAUCCGGCCAUGGACUACGACCUGUCGGCCAUCAUGGGCAACGAGGGCGAGGAGGCCGUCUGGCAGCGGCGCGUCAUCAACGUCGUCGGCAACCACGACAUUGGCUACGCCGGCGACAUCAACGAAGACCGCUUGCACCGCUUCGAAAAGGCCUUUGGCAAGGCCAACUACGAGCUUCGCUUCGAGCUGGGCCGCCAGGACCCCACCGCUAACGCACCCUCUACGACGAGGCGACGAACCCGACCUCCGACCGCCUGCCGCCCGAGCUGCGCGUCGUCGUGCUCAACGACAUGA
Molecule: messenger RNA, 975 nt
Organism: Verticillium alfalfae VaMs.102
Lineage: Eukaryota; Fungi; Ascomycota; Sordariomycetes; Glomerellales; Plectosphaerellaceae
Exons: 1
Coding region: 1-975 (324 amino acids)
Biological process (GO): GPI anchor biosynthetic process
Cellular component (GO): endoplasmic reticulum
Source: RefSeq, a predicted model, not a curated record